Molecule: messenger RNA, 1750 nt
Organism: Lonchura striata (white-rumped munia)
Lineage: Eukaryota; Metazoa; Chordata; Aves; Passeriformes; Estrildidae
Source: RefSeq, a predicted model, not a curated record
AUGGGGGGAAAUCAGCAGCAGCCCCCAGGUAGUGCUGAAGGUGGAGCCCGAGUCGCUACCACUCUGCCCGCCCUGGCCGGCGCGGGGAGCUCCCGGCCGCUCUCUCGCAUCUCCUUUAAAGGCCUUCUCUCCUCGGGCUCGGCCCCGCAGCUCCGCUCGCCGCUGUGCCCGCGGGGAGGCUCCGCCAGCAGCCCCGAGCCGCGGAGCGCCGGCCGCGCCGCGCCCCGGAGCCGCUGCCGGCUCUGGGCGCCCAGCAGAGCGGAGCGGGUCCGAGCUGGGCUCCAGCAUCUGCCUUCGGCUGCCUGGGAGGAGAUCGGGCAGGUGUGCUGCUCCUGGAGCCUCGGCACUGCCCAAAUGAAGCCGCUCGAGGGGCAGGGGGAGGAGGAGGCGGCGCAGGCACCGGCCCAGGGGCGCCGGCGGCGGCAGCGGCAGAGGACGAGCUGCCGAGCCAGCCCCUCGCCUCGGAGGGAGCAGCAGGCAGAGCUCUCCGGGCUCACCACAUCUCCGGGUGAAGGCAGGAUGAGCAGUCCCCAGGGACAGCCAGGUGGGGUUUUGGCCAGGAGUGAGCAGAGUGUGGAGCAAGUCAGCCAGACUGGAGGGCAGAGGGAAGAGGAAGGUCAAGGGAAAGCCCUCACGUGUGGUCUCUUGUGGCCCCACUGCCCUCCUGCAGAUGCAGAAACCCCAGAGGAGCCGCUGCUGAGUCUCCCCAGUGAGCUCUCAGUGCUGGACAGAUUUGGUUUGCACAGGGUGGCUUUGACCGAGCAGGAUCUGGAGGCAGCCUUUGCCCACCUCGCCCUGGCUUUUCGCUGCGACGUGUUCACCCUGCAGCAACGGGUGCUGGUGGAAAAACGGGCACGGGAUGCAGCAGAGGAAAACAUCCAGGAGGAGCUGGGGCAGUGCCGGGCUGCCCUGGAGAGGCUGGGCCGAUCCUGUGCCAAUGCAGGCUGCAAGGAGACGCUGCAGCAGCUGCAGCACAGCCUGGCCGUGCUGUCAGCGGCCGUCGAGAGGGCAACCAGUGCCGCAGAGAAGCUGGGGGCUGUACACCAGGAGGCACGGAUGAGCCGAGCAGCAGAGGUGAUGGUGCAGCACGUGGAGAACCUGAAGCGGCACCAGGCGCGGGAGCACGCGGAGCUGGAGGAGAUGAAGCGCCUGAUCCAGCAGAACUCCCGCAACCGGCAGCUGGCAGAGACCCAGGAUGAUGUGGAGCCACGGCUGAGACCUCACCCCCUGAAGAGAACUUUCCAGCAGGGGUCUGCCCGCCGCAGAGUCAGCAUCGCCGUCAUCCCCAGGCAGCUCUUGCCAGGUGCCAGCCCUGAGAGCCGAGCAGCCCCAGCGGGUGCCCUGGAGCCAGAGGGGGCCCAGCGCUGGCCCAGCAGCCAGAGGACUGAGCUGGAGCCACAGGGCCAGGACAGCGCCGUGACCGGGAGGCUGGUGGCAGAGGCAGAUGGCAGAGGCUCAGACACAGGGAACGAGGAGCCAGAGCAGCUUGGGCUGACGUCCAAGGGGUCUGCAGCAGAGCUGUGGCGUCCCUGGCUCUUCUUCCCACAGCACUACUGGGUUUUCUUCUGGCUGCUUCUCCUGAGCAUCGCCUUCCUCCUCCUCGUCCGUGCCCUGGAGUUGCAGCGGCUGCAGUCUGCAGCAUCCUCCAAGGCCUAGCUGGACCAGGGAGGAGGAGCUGAGAGGCGUCUCUGCUCCUUCCCCACGUCCUAAAACACCGAAACACUAGAAUAAUAAAAUGGGAGGAAAAAUG